This is a messenger RNA of Scleropages formosus (Asian bonytongue), 3501 nucleotides long. It is a transcript of the gene ttyh1, whose product is annotated as tweety family member 1. The record is from RefSeq and is a predicted model, not a curated record. The transcript has 15 exons. Lineage: Eukaryota; Metazoa; Chordata; Actinopteri; Osteoglossiformes; Osteoglossidae. Bases 541 to 2310 code for a protein of 589 amino acids. Gene Ontology annotation, cellular component: plasma membrane; smooth endoplasmic reticulum membrane. Gene Ontology annotation, molecular function: volume-sensitive chloride channel activity; intracellularly calcium-gated chloride channel activity.
UUAAAUUUUUUUUGUUGUUUUUCUGUCUUUUAUCUUUGUGUAAAUUUUAAAACUAUUUUGAUAACAAAAUACUGGGAAAGCCUAAAACAUUUAUUUUCUCUCUGCUAAGAUUUAUAACACUGAGCUGUUAUGGACUACAACAUGUCAACAUGAGAGAUAUAACAGAUUAUAUUCGUCAAUAAUGGAAGGAUGGGUGAUUCUUAAUUAGUAAAAUAAAGAUCUGAACAAUUACUUGUACUGUCGUAAAAUUAGCAACACUGUGUGACAUUCCUCUAUUCCAGCUACCUUCCUUGUGGGUCUCUUUCCAGACUGAAGAACUGCUUCAGAUUCAGCAACGUAAACGUGAUUCUAAAUAUCUAUACAUCUUUUUAAUUAACUGUUUUUUACUACUAUCUCAUAGCCAUUUUGAACAUGAAGAUGGUAAAAAAGCAACAUAAUUUUAUGAACAGUGAAGCAUAGGGAAUGGAAACUAUUACAUUGCAAUAAAGAAGGACCGGGAACCCAGGUACUUGUUAAAGCUGCAAUAAAAGGGAGACCACCAUGGCGACAGUUCCUGGUUAUUCCCCAUCUCUGUGGGUGAGGUUAUGCCACGCCCUGCCACGCUUGGACCUUACAUUGCAGAGCCGUGACAACGUGUUCACUCCUGACAGCUGGGAGUAUCAGCAGACCCUACUGGUUCUGUCAAGUCUGUCAGCCAUCGCUCUAGUUCUCUCUCUUCUUGUUGUCCUCUCCUUCCUCAUUCACUACUGCUGCUGUCAUCGUGGAGACAGCAGUUCGGGUUCAGAGGAAGAGGAAGAGGAAGAUGAUACCAGCGGGGCACAUGGGUAUAGUGGAAAAAAGGGGCGGGGCAUCUGCUGUGUCACCUGGGUCUCAGUAGCUGCUGUCACUAUCUGCUGCGUUGCCAUCGGUAUUGGUUUCUAUGGCAACAGUGAAGCAAACGAUGGGAUGUAUCAGCUGACAUCAUCACUUCUCACAGCCAAUUAUACACUGGCCUCUGUCAAUCACCUGGUUUUAGACACUGUCACAGGACUGCAGCUGUCCAUCACAGGGCCCCUGACCACCAUGGAGGAGCUGUUUAGUAGCAGCAUGCCGUUCUUGGUAUCUACUCGCACCUGCAGACGCCUGUCGGAAACAGUGGUGGCCCUCCUCUCCUCCCUGACACUGGGACGGCCCUCAGGGGUGCCAUCCUUGAAUAACGGAGCGGGUAACAGCAGCAGUGCCAUCGCCUCUCCUCCAGUCACCCCUGUGCCUCCAUCUCUCUCUCCUCCUGCCCCUCUCCCCACCUCUCCCCUGCCUGGUCCUUUCUCUCCUGGCUGGGCUGCCAACACGCUGAUGGUGAAUGAAGACUACAGGUGGCUGUCUUAUGUAUUGCUGUUGUUGCUGGACCUUGUAGUGUGUCUAUUCAUUCUACUGGGACUGGCCAAGCAGGCACGAUGGCUUCUUAUAUUGAUGACUGUGUUGGCAUGGCUGGCCUUGUUCCUAAGUUGGGGCUCCCUGGGGCUGGAGACUGCUACAGUCGUGGCCGUCAGUGAUUUCUGUUCUGAUCCCAACACCUUUGUUCUGAACUCCACUCAUUUUAAUUCUGGAACCAGUUCAGAAAUACUGGAUUAUUACCUGACCUGCAACAGACGAAUGAACAGCCCUUUCCAACAGCUCCUUACUCAGUCUCAGAGAGCACUGUCCAGUAUUCACACACAUCUCUCCAGCCUUGAACGAGAGGCGCUACCCCAAAUCCCCAAAGCAGAGAGGCCUCUCAGGGAGGUUCAGGAGAUCCUUAAUGCAACAGAGGGGAACUUUCAUCAGCUUGUGGCUCUGCUCAACUGCAGAGGACUUAAUAAGGACUAUGUAGAUUCCCUGAAGGGCCUGUGCUAUGAUGGAAUGGAAGGAUUGCUCUAUCUCUCCCUGUACUCCUUCCUCUCUGCUCUUGCCUUCACUGCCAUUCUCUGCUCUUUGCCUGGGGCUUGGAGAAGCUUCCCCAGUGAUUUAGAAGAAUACGAAGACUCCGACAGUGAGAGCGAGGACCCCUUCACUUCCCAUCAGGCACGUAGACAGACGGCCAUGGGCUCUCAGCGUGGGGCUCUCCCCGCCUUCUAUAGUUACCAAGGGGCCGGCUGGACUCCCCCGUUUUCCAGCGCGCCGCCCCUCCCGACUCCAAACGUUUCCUCCAAUGGCAACCCUGGUUAUGAGAGUCUCCCGUUGAUUGACAGGCAAACCCCGCCCCCUUCUUACUCUCCCAGCAUGAUGACUGCUUACGGGGGAAGUCAGUCGACCCCAAACCCUGCCCACUCAAGUAACCUGUAUUCGCACUAAUUAUUUUUAUGUAUAGAGAGUAGAGCAAAUGUAUCUAGUUUUCACAAAAACUGAAACUUUUUUGAUUUAAACAGAUUGAUCACUAUUGAUGAAGCAAAUUAGUAACGUCAUUACCAUUGAUCACUGAUAGAAUUUAUGUAAUUUAUUAAAUCAUCUGCUUAUUAAUGAAUAUUGGACAUAUUUUUUUUUCCAGAGAGCCAGUGUAAAUAGGGGAAUCAGGGAUUUACUAGCCAUUAAUGCUUUCACUGUAUUGAAGUGACUAUUUUAUGUCCUAGUCUGUCUCUCUGGAUCACCUACAGACCUAAUGGUAGUGACGUUACUUGUAGUUCUAUAUUUGUUAAUGUACCACCAGAUGACUUAUGUUUUUAUAGUGUGGUAGAAGGCCAGAAACAUAGAAACAAUGACACGUUUUCAGUGUUACCAGUUUGUAGUUUCCUCACUUGAUGCUCAUACUUUUUUUCUUACUUCUGCAGGCAAUACAACAUAAUGUACAAUUUCUUACACUGAACAUUUUGUUCAUACAUUAAUGACCAUGAUGGCUCUCACUUAUAACUUUCAGUUGUGGAGAAAAGCAUGCAGUCUUUCAGCUGACUAAGUGGGGAACUAGUGUACAACUGCUAAAAAAAAAAAAAAUAGCACUAUGACUACUAAGUAUGCGAUGCAGUGGCAUAAGCUGUAAGAGAAACAGAACAGAGCUCUGUGGUGUCUGUGUUUGCAAUGUUCUCUAUUAUAUCUUGUGUUGGAGAUUGCACUUAACCCCACUGCCAUCAACCGUGUUGAUCCUUAAACUGAGUUUAUAUUGUAUUAAUGCUCCUUUUGAAUGACAUCCUUUUUCACUCCAGAAUAUUAUAAAAAAUAAUAAAAUGUCAUGGAAAAUGUGGAGGUCGCAAAUCUUUUUUGAUUAAUUAAUGGAUUAUCAUUGCCCUACAUUAAAUAAGCCAAACAGAGACAUAAUUUCAUAUAAAUAUUUGUUUAUUGUUUGUGUUUCCUCUGAGCCCAAGUGAGUGUGUGAAAGACCUCUCAUUUGCUGUAAAAUGCAUAGUAGGAUGGGUACGGAGACCUACAGACAAUUACUGAAACUUGUGCAAUGUCCGGUGGGUACAUUGCACUUCUGUGCAUAGAUGGAUAAAAUAAAGAUUUCUUUGCAUGUACAUUAACAGCGCUCUGCAUAGAUGCAUCAACAGACAAAAA